Caenorhabditis briggsae is the source of this 474-nucleotide messenger RNA. NCBI's taxonomy places the organism in Eukaryota, Metazoa, Nematoda, Chromadorea, Rhabditida, Rhabditidae. The transcript has 3 exons. Bases 1 to 474 code for a protein of 157 amino acids. The record is from RefSeq and is a predicted model, not a curated record.
AUGAAACUGCUUCUGGCAUUCUGUCUGAUCCUUUGUGCUUCAGUUCAGAAUAUCUCGGGAUCGUCGAAAUGUACAAAUGGCUACCCGGACCGCUGUGAACAAGCUUGUGGUUGCCCAAUUUACAGUAUCGAUUCUGAAUACAUCAAAGCACAUGAUAAGGAAUAUUAUGAUUGGACAAAAGACAUGGAGCGUAAUGCCUUGUCAAACUUAACAUGGCCUGAAGAUAGUUGCAUUCCGUAUAGAGUGAAAUGUAGAAGACAAGAUGUCUGGGGAUGGACAGAUUGGACCUACAUAAUGGAGAAUAACAAAGUCAAUAUUAAUCUUCUUACCAAGGACAUUCGAAUCAUGGACAGAAAAUGUGACACCAAAACAGGGCGCUGGUCGAAUGUGAAAGAGAAUGGAGAUCUUGAAGGAAUGCACUACACUUGUGUCACUCCAGUGUUUGAUGAAACCACGGAUCUUAAUAGACACUGA